Molecule: messenger RNA, 2916 nt
Organism: Nycticebus coucang (slow loris)
Lineage: Eukaryota; Metazoa; Chordata; Mammalia; Primates; Lorisidae
Gene: SPP2
Product: secreted phosphoprotein 2
Exons: 8
Coding region: 70-684 (204 amino acids)
Biological process (GO): bone remodeling
Cellular component (GO): extracellular region
Source: RefSeq, a predicted model, not a curated record
AAGAAGAGCUGUCCCAAACUCACAGAAAGACAAUCUCCCUGGCUCUGAAUUACAAUUAUCCCUCCCAGGAUGGAGAGGACGGCCGUGAAGAUGUUGAUUGUGUUGGCCCUGGGAAUGAAUGCCUGGUCGUGCUCGGGCUUCCCCGUGUAUGACUACGACCCCUUCACCCUGAGGGAGGCCCUCAGCACCUCUGUGGCCAGGGUGAAUUCCCAGUCGCUGAGUCCGUAUCUGUUUCGGCCCGUCAGAAGCUCGUUAAAGAGAGUUGAGGUUCUGGAUGAGAACAAUUUGAUCAUGAGUCUAGAGUUCAGCGUUCGAGAGACUACAUGCAGGAAGGAUUCUGGAGAAGACCCCUCCAUGUGUGCCUUCCAGAGGAGCUACGGCAUGCCAUCAGCUGUUUGCAGAAGCACGGUGCGGCUGUCUAUGGAGCAGGUGCAGAGCGUGCGGGCUCGCUGCAGCUGGGCCUCCGUGUCCGACUCAUACAGCAGUGAAGAGAUGAUUUUUGGAACCAUGUUAGGAUCUCAUCUGUGGAGGAAUAAUUAUCUCUUUGGUCUCGUUUCUGACGAAUCCAGAAGUGGACAAUUUUAUGAUCGGUCACUUGAGAUCAUGAGAAGGGCUUUUCCUCCUGGAAAUAGGAGGUACCCAAACUAUCGGCCCAGAGCGAGGACGGCUACUGGCCUGGAGUAACGGCCUGGAGCAAAACACAUUGGAAGGAAGAGAAGUCCCAAUGAAGAAAGCUAUUUGAUAAAUUCUGUAAUUGUUCUUUUGAUCAGUUCAUGUCUAUAAUAAAUGCCUUACUUUUUCCUGUAAGACUCUUUCGUUUCCCAAUUUCACAUAAGUAUGAAAUUUUUAGCUGAGAAAGUAAUGGCCUGAGAAGAUUGGUGUUAGCUAAGGAGUGAAAGCCUCACACAGUGACUGUAUUGGGCAUGUUUUAGAUCCAUUUAUGAUGACUGUAAAUUCCUAGUGAUUAAAAAGACUAUCAGUCCCGAGCAAGUCCGUAUCAGAAGAGUUCUGUCUUUCCUUUUACAUUUAAUUUUAGUUUCAAAAAAUUGUCUGUGGACAAUUUUUAGGGCAAUAAAACUAUUCUGUAUGAUACUGAGAUAGUGGAUACAAGGCAUUGUGCACUUGUCAAAAUCUACAGAAUGUACAACACAAAGAGUGAACCCUAAUGUAAGUGUACCAUGUUGGUUUAUCCAUCCAAACAAAUGUGCCACACUGGUGGACGGCAUUAAUAAGAGGAAACUGUGAGGGGUGAGGUGAAGCAUGGAGAGAGGUAGUGAAUGGGAACUCUAUACUUUCUGCUCAUGUUUUUAAAACCCAGCGCUGCUCUGAAAAAUAAAGACAAUUCAUAAAACAUUGUCUGGUGGUCACAGAGUGGCAGUCAGUCACUGUUCCCAGGGAGAUCCUGUUGUUGUUUCUUUUCCUUCAGGUUUCUUGGUCUGGGGAGUUGGUAGCAAAGAGCACUUUCUAUCAAAGCAGGUACCACCAGGAAAGUUUCCAAGGAGCUGGAGUUCGUGUUCUCCAGUCCACUCAUUUAGAAAUGUGCCCCAGUUGGCUGCCUUUCCUGGAGUCAGGCCUGCAAGGGAGUAGUGAGACAGUUUGAGCAGAUGAGAAUCCCCAAACCCCACCAUGGUCUCUCACCAGGACUAGAGCCCAUAUGAGGCCUUUUACCUUCAGCUAGGACAUCAGGGACCCCUGAAAAGUAUUUUCUGGAUGAAUGAUGUACAAAGUCAUUACCAGCCAUGUGCGCCUAGAUACAGACAGGAUGGCUUAAUCCUGCUCUACUGGCAAACUACUGUACUUCCUACAGCAUUAGGGCGUCUGAUAAGGCUGGUCCCUGCCUCAUCCCAGUUCUUCUAUUUUUUUCUUUUUUUACUCCCAUAUUCUCAUUUUAUUUCAACUGUAAGAUCCCAAAUGUAUUUGGGAUCAGGUGAGCCAAUACCAUCAACAACAAAAAAAAUUAUUGGCAUUUUGAAUGGAAUUAAUUGCAUCAAAUUUAUAAGUUAAUUUGGAAAAAUUGACAUCUUCAUAUUUUUAGGAUUUGCUCUCCAACAGUAAGAUACACAUUUCCCUUCACUGAAGACUUCUUUUAUAUCCUUCAGUUAAAGGAUUUCCUCAUACAUGUUCUGCAUAUUUCUUUUAAAAUGUAUUGGUAUAAUUUGUUUUAUUGUUACUAUAAAUGAAAUCUUUUGUCAUUAUAUUUUAGAAUAUAAAGUUGACUAGCACAUAUUAGGUUUCUGGCCUGUCCUCCUGCUGACUUUUCAUAGUGUUGCUAAUAGGUUUUCAGGUGAUACUCUUGAAUAUCCCAUCUGUACAACUAUAACUUUUACAAAUAAUAUUAAUUUUACAUUCUUUCCAUUUUUAAAAUGUUGCUUCUUUCUUUGUCCUAUUUUAUGUGAUAAGUGUAUUCCAGCAGGAUUAAAUACAGUAUGCAUCUUUAUCUUGUUCCUGACUUUGCCAGCAGUGUAAGAAGCAUUUUAGCAUUUCACCAUUAAAGUACCACGCUGACUUCUGGCUUAGUGUAAGGGGUAUCUAAGUUUUUAAUCAUAUUGAGGUUACCUAUCCUUCCAUUACUAAGAGCUUAUAACAUAAAUGUAUAUUUAUCAAAUGUCUUGAAAUGGUCUUUAUUUUUUCUUUGAUAACAAAAUGUGGUGAAUUAUGUUAAUAAACCAACAGUAUCAAACCAUCUUUGCAUUCUUGAAACAACCCCACUUGGUCAUGGCUUACUGCUCUCUAAAUAUGCCCCAAUUUCAUUCAGGGUGUUUAUGUCAGCAUCCCCAAGUGGUAGCAAUCUACAAUUCAUUUUUGUUCUGUCUUUAUUUGGUUUUGGUAUCUGUGUUGUAAAAUCUCUUCUAUCUUUCUACAGAGCUCUCCUCCUGUGCCACCAACCUCCAACAUUCUGGUCUAAUAAAGAAUCUA